AUGCCUAAGGCUGCUAUCACGUCCCCUGUGCGCUCAGCUUCUGCCCCUUUCCAGAACCCGCAGGUCUUGCGCCGAAACCAAGCAUGCCACCAAUGCCGCCGCAGAAAACUCCCCCGAUGCCCGAUGCCCGAUGAUGCCAAACGGCCCGCUUGUUCGACCUGCCGUCGCUCCCACUCAUACGCCGUCGCACACGCUUCCCCGGGCACAGAUCUACUUCCACGCCCUGAAUGCACCUUCGAUGAGCGUGCUUCCCGAGCUCUCCCCCCAGAAAAUCAAGAGCCUAAGAACAAGUUCGAGCGGCUCGAGACUAGGAUCACUGAACUGGAGGCUCUGCUCCGCGAGAAGGAUCAAGAACUCUCGAACACCCAGUCCCGUCCAAGCUCCGCAGAGGGCUUUUCUCACUCAGCCCUUUUCUCAGGGUUCAACGACAACUUCAGCUUUCACGAUGGCUCUCAGAUCUCUCUGGACCCCUUCCCCUCUUCCACCCUCGACGACCUCGCAGGCAUUGCCUCCUUGAUGAACAGCUCUUCGAUCCAACCGUCGUCCACUCACCCGCUAGGUUUCGGCAAUAUGCCGACCACAAGCACUUAUCCCAAGAGCUGGGGUAUAGAUCAUAUCGACCCUUCUUGGCCACGGAACCUUCCCAACUUAGACAUGCUCCGCCCUCUCGUGGAAGCAUUCUUCUCCUUUGCUCCCUUGUCCAGCAAGCUGUUUCAUAGGCCGUCUUUCAUGGCUACUCUCGCGCUUCCUCCGACUCAUCCCAAGUUUCCCCUACCCGCCAUACUUCAUGCGAUGUGCGCUCUUGGUAGCAUGUACGCUCCUGAUGGCUCAGCGUCGUUUGGAUUGCCUGGAUCAGCGUUCGUUGACGAUUUUGGAAAUGCCUUUGCCGAGCUGCAGAUUUCCGCUGCGAAAGAAGUCCUUGAGUCGGCAAUGAGAGGCAGCCCUGAUAUUUUUGGCGCACUGCAAGCCCAGAUUGUGAUAGCUAUGUGGUUUUGGCAUAACGCGAGGUCUGCUUGUGUUGCUUUUGGGGCGUCACUGCGUUUCUCAGUACCUUGUGGGCUGAACGCUUGCCCUCCAUUCGAUCCAUUGGCGAGUUCGAACAUGGCUCGCGCUUCCAUCAUACCUCCUGCGACUACCCCGUACGAAGAUGAGAUGCGCCGGAACGCCUUUUGGGUUGCGUACAUUUUGGAGCGGCAUUUUGCAUCCAUCAACAACUUCGCAAUGUUUCUGGAUGACGAAGACAUCGCUCAGCUCCUCCCCAUCAAAGGGGAGAGUUUCGAGGCUGGGGAGUCUGUACCCACUUCUCUGCGGCAGUGGUCACACGACCCCAAGCUCUUCUCCACCCACGUGGACGAGAUGGACUCAUUCGGGCUUCACGUCAAGUCGACCAUUCUGAUGUCGAGGGUGAAGGUUUUCAACACGCGAUUCAGAAUCCGACGUCAUCUCGGCGACCCCAAGUACACCCCACAAAUGAUGGUUAAGGAGUACCCUGCCACUCCGAGGUUUAUGCUUUCCGUUCCGGCGUUCACAGAACUGGACAUGUCUAUCACUACGUUCCUGGAAAACCUUCCCCCUCACAUGAAGACUCCUGUGGUUAACGGCGUCAUUGACCCUGCCCUCCUAAUUGCUAUCUCUAAUGCCCACUUUGCGACGAUCAUCCUCCACGAAGGGCAUGCUAUGAUCGGCGUCGACGCCUGUAUAUCAGCGUGCAAGAUUCUUGCGGCUUCUCGCGCAAUCUUGGAUAUCAUGUACAAUGCGUACUCUACUGGGCAUAACCUGGCUCUCCUGGGGGUCUUCCCGAUGGUGUGCUGGUUUGCUGCAGGGCGUGUCCUCACUCGCUUCCUCCGGGCGGCGCUCGACGCGAAGAGCGAAAAGUACAUCCAGAUGCUUCAAACGGAGAUUGACUUCAUCAGCGGGGCGCUCCAAAGAUCUGUCAUUUGUGGAAUCGGCGACACUGUUCCACAUGCCCACCACUAUGGCAAGAUGUUGGACGACUACCUCGCGCAAGCAUGCGGGAAGACGCAACCACAGCCCUCGCGGCGCGCGACACCCCCUUCUUCGAUUCAGAUGGACACCCAGGAGAUUUCGGACGAGGACCUGAGGAUGGUCAGUAUGAACGCUCUGACAGCUGACCUUGGAAGCGGUCUGGUUGGAGUCUGA
Epithele typhae is the source of this 2160-nucleotide messenger RNA. RefSeq lists its product as uncharacterized. Bases 1 to 2160 code for a protein of 719 amino acids. Gene Ontology annotation, cellular component: nucleus. Lineage: Eukaryota; Fungi; Basidiomycota; Agaricomycetes; Polyporales; Epitheliaceae. The transcript is spliced from 16 exons. Gene Ontology annotation, molecular function: zinc ion binding; DNA-binding transcription factor activity, RNA polymerase II-specific; DNA binding. The record is from RefSeq and is a predicted model, not a curated record. Gene Ontology annotation, biological process: DNA-templated transcription; regulation of DNA-templated transcription.